Messenger RNA from Uloborus diversus, 3675 nucleotides. RefSeq names its product 1-phosphatidylinositol 4,5-bisphosphate phosphodiesterase-like. The record is from RefSeq and is a predicted model, not a curated record. Bases 1 to 3183 code for a protein of 1060 amino acids. Gene Ontology annotation, biological process: lipid metabolic process; phosphatidylinositol-mediated signaling. Gene Ontology annotation, molecular function: phosphatidylinositol-4,5-bisphosphate phospholipase C activity; calcium ion binding. The transcript is spliced from 31 exons. Lineage: Eukaryota; Metazoa; Arthropoda; Arachnida; Araneae; Uloboridae.
AUGAAAUGUGAAAAACAGCUAAUUUAUAUUCAAGAAAAGGAAGAAAUAAAUUACGAGUCAAGUGCGUUGUUUAGAGUCGAUGAUUUAGGAUUCUUUAUCUAUUGGAAAAGUGUCGGGAAUUAUGGAAGAGUGUUGGAGUUGUCACAUGUGAAUGACAUCCGAAGAGGCGGAAUUCCAAAAGAUUCCAAAUUUUUAACGGAGUUGAUGUCUAGAAACAAAUUCAACUUAGAUGAUGUAUCGUUGACCAUUUGUAGUGGAACUGAUAUGGUUAAUGUUAAUAAAACGCACGUCGUUUGUCCUGAUCCAGAUACUGCAAAGAACUGGCAGAGUGGUUUAAGAAAGAUUACGAACAAUAUCAAAGCAAAUAAUGUGUGUCCAGCAACUUGUCUUAAGAAACAUUGGAUGAAAUUGGGAUUCAUGGUAGAUCCGAAUGGGAAAAUACCAGUAAGAAGAAUUGCUCAAACUUUUGCUUCAGGAAAGACAGAAAAGUUGGUGUACCAGUGCAUGGCUGAUAUUGGAUUGCCGAGUGAUAAAAAUGACGUCAUUGAGCCUGCCGACUUUACUCUCGAUAAGUUCUACGAGAUAUAUUUUAAAGUUUGCCCAAGAAACGAUAUCGAAGAAUUGUUCCAAUCAAUAACUCAAGGAAAAGUUGAAACUAUAAACAUCGAACAAUUGGUGACUUUUUUGAAUGAUCGUCAAAGGGAUCCGCGGUUAAAUGAAAUAUUGUGCCCCAAAUAUACGGAAAAGCGAGCUACUGAGAUUUUGAGUGCGUACGAGAAUGAUGAACAGCUGGUUAAAGAAGGAAAAAUGAGUAAAGAUGGUUUCAUUCGCUACUUGAUGUCUGACGAAAAUGCUCCCGUAUUUGUGGACAGAUUAGACAUAUAUAUGGAGAUGGAUCAACCAUUGGCUCACUACUAUAUUAAUUCCUCGCAUAAUACGUAUCUCAUCGGUCGACAGUUUGGAGGAAAAUCCUCGGUGGAAAUAUAUAGGCAGGUCCUGCUGUCUGGCUGCAGAUGUGUGGAGUUGGACUGCUGGGAUGGCAAAGGAGACGAUGAAGAGCCUAUCAUCACCCAUGGAAAAGCCAUGUGCACAGACGUACUUUUCAAAGAUGUAAUUUAUGCCAUCAGAGAUUGCGCUUUCGUCACAUCUGAUUAUCCCGUAAUACUUUCGUUUGAAAACCAUUGUUGCAAGAAGCAACAAUAUAAACUUGCGAAAUACUGUGACGAUAUAUUUGGAGAUCUGCUGCUGAAGGAACCAAUACCAGGAUUUCCACUCGAGGCAGGUAAACCACUUCCAAGUCCAAAUGACUUAAAGAGAAAAAUCCUCAUAAAAAACAAGAGGCUCAAGCCAGAGGUUGAGAAAAAGGAACUGGAACUUUUCCUUCGUGGUCAAUUGGCAAAUGAUGAUGACGACGAUACUGAGACGGUACAAAAUGAAGUCACUGAUAAAAAAUGCCAGGAAGUGUCUGAAGAACAGGCUGCCAUGGCCAAUUACCAAUACACUGGGGCGACAACCCACGUCCAUCCAUACUUGUCAUCCAUGAUCAAUUACGCCCAGCCGGUGAAGUUCCAAGGAUUCGACGUUGCUGAAGAAAAAAAUAUUUACCACAAUAUGUCAUCGUUUGCAGAGACGGCAGCUUUGGGAUAUUUGAAGUCACAAGCAAUUGAAUUUGUGAAUUACAACAAAAGACAGAUGAGCCGCAUCUAUCCCAAAGGCACUCGAGCGGAUUCAAGCAACUACAUGCCUCAGAUUUUCUGGAAUGCUGGCUGUCAAAUGGUUGCGUUGAAUUUUCAAACAUCAGAUUUACCUAUGCAGUUGAAUCAAGGGAAGUUCGAAUACAAUGGUGGAUGCGGGUAUCUAUUGAAGCCUGAUUUUAUGCGACGUUCUGAUAAAACAUUUGAUCCGUUUGCUGAAUCUCCAGUGGAUGGCGUCAUUGCAGCUGAAUGCUCUGUACGAGUUAUAUCUGGACAAUUUUUGUCUGAUAAGAAGGUUGGAACGUACGUGGAAGUUGACAUGUAUGGACUGCCCACGGAUACCAUCCGCAAGGAAUUUAGAACAAGACUUGUGCCUGCAAACGGUUUGAAUCCGGUCUACAACGAGGAACCUUUCGUCUUCCGUAAAGUUGUUCUUCCUGAUUUGGCGGUAUUAAGAAUUGCAGUCUUUGACGAGAAUGGGAAAAUGUUGGGACAACGAAUUUUACCAUUGGAUGGCCUUCAAGCUGGCUAUCGUCAUGUAUCUUUAAGAACGGAUGGAAACUUCCCUUUAUCACUGGCUAUGCUCUUUAUCUGCAUUGAACUCAAAAUAUACAUCCCCGAUGGAUUGGGAGAUCUGAUGGAUGCUCUAUCCGAUCCAAGAGCUUUUCUUUCAGCACAGGAAAAAAGAGUUGCUCAGAUGAAAGCAAUGGGCAUUGAGGAGUCAGAUGUGCAAACAAGUGGUCUUCAUUUAGGAAGUGUAAAAGCAGGUCGUAAAGAUGACGAUAAAAAAGAGGAGUGCAAGUUAGACCCAAUAACACAAGAAAUCCUGAAAGAGGAAAAACCCUAUCAGAAACUAAAGAAAAAGCACGUCAAGGAAUUCAGUGCUUUGAUGAAGAAGCAGCAGAAAGAGAAAGGUGCAGUUCAAAAACAGCAAUGUAAUGCGAUUGAAAAGUACAUGAAAAGCAAUAAGCAUGUUGAAGUCAGAACCGAUGCCAAGCUUAAAGAUUUAGUGGUGAAUCAAAUUCAACAAUGGUCCAGUUUAAUCGAAAGACAUAAGAUGGAGGAAUGGGAGAUGCUGAAGACGCAUGCCAGCCAAGAAGGAGAACUUUUGGACAAGAUCAUGAAUCUGGCUCAGAUGAAACAGAUGAGACAGCUAGAUCAAAAAUUUGACAGUGAAAACAAAGAAAUGAAAACCAGGCAAGCUAAGAUUUCUGUUGAAACAGCGAAAGAAGUUGCAAGUGAUAGAACAUUGAAAACCAAAGCUGAUCGAGAAAGACGUUUAAAAGAGAAGAACCAAAAUAAUACUAAAAGGUUUAUAGAUGAAAGAAAAAAUGUGGCAAUGAAACAAAGAAAAGAAAGAGACAAGCUUUCCAAAGCACAUGAUAAACAACAUUCAGAGCUUACGAAGAAUACUGAAACUGAAGUUGGAAUUUAUACUAAUCAUGUAAUUGAAUACAAGUUAGCAGAACAGAAAGCAUUUUAUGUGUGACUGCUGAAGAUAUCUCAAUGGAGAAUCAUACAUUGCAUGGUAUGCUGAAAGUCUAUCAGCUCUCAAACAUUCCUGAGGAAACUUACACAGACUAUUUGCAAGACUGAUUGCGUUUCCAAUACCUGUGGAAGCAAAACAAUAGCAAAGUGAGCUCACAGAAGCAGAAAACCAGUACCAAGAACCAAGAGUGAAAAAGUAUAUUUAUAUAAAUUAGACAAGAAAUUUCAUUUUAAACAUGCAUAAAUAAUUCAAAGAAACUUAGUUUUGGAGCCAAUCUUUCAACAGCUUAUGAACUACUAGACAAUUGCUAAGAACAUAUUACAAAUAAAUAUGAUUAAAAGGUGGAGUUAAAUUACAUAAUAUUUGUACCAAUGUAAGGACUGUGUAUAAAAUAUUAGUAAUUGCACGCUAAACCAUAGACAACAAUGAAUUACUUCUGAUGUGAAGAAUAUUAAUUUUGAAACUUAUUGCACGUGUCAAACAUUUAAAGAC